UGGCGGUGGGCGGAGCAGGAAGCGGUCGCGGGGAGGGGGCACGUCGGGAGCUGCUGCGACUCAGCGGAAAGGGGAGCAGGGCCCGGCUCGUCGGGGGGAGGCCGCUGAGAUGCCGCUGUUCGCCCCCAACCCCUUCGAGCAGGAUGUGGAAAAAGCCACAAAUGAAUACAAUACCAGUGAGGACUGGGGUCUUAUUAUGGAUAUAUGUGACAAAGUUGGAAGUACUCCUAAUGGAGCAAAAGAUUGCCUUAAAGCCAUAAUGAAAAGAGUAAAUCAUAAGGUUCCACAUGUUGCUUUGCAAGCACUAACGCUGCUAGGAGCCUGUGUAUCAAACUGUGGAAAGAUUUUUCACUUAGAAAUAUGUUCCCGUGAUUUUGCAAGUGAAGUACGUGGUAUAAUAAAUAAGGCUCAUCCUAAAGUAUGUGAAAAGCUAAAAGCUUUAAUGAUGGAGUGGUCAGAAGAAUUUCAAAAGGACCCUCAAUUUAGCUUAAUAUCUGCAACUAUUAAAUCUCUUAAAGAAGAGGGAGUAACUUUUCCUACAGCUGGAUCUCAGACUCUCACAAGUGCCACCAAGAAUGGUGCAUCAUCAAGCAAAAACAAAGAAGAUGAAGAUAUAGCUAAAGCUAUUGAAUUAUCUCUGCAAGAGCAGAAACAGCAGCAAACGGAAACUAAAUCCUUAUACCCAUCUGCAGAAAUUCAACAGAACAAUCAGAAGGUCUUAAGGAAGGUGCGAGCCCUGUAUGACUUUGAAGCUGUUGAGGACAAUGAGCUCACGUUUAAAAGUGGAGAAAUUAUUAUCGUUUUGGAUGACAGUGAUGCCAAUUGGUGGAAAGGUGAAAAUCAGAGAGGAGUAGGACUAUUCCCAUCUAACUUUGUAUCCUCUAACUUAAAUGAAGAACCUGAGACAGCUACUGUGGAUAAAGCCCCUGUUACUGAAGAUACUACAGAAGAAGUUAAGAAAGCAGAACCUGAACCUGUUUAUAUAGAUGAGGAUAAAAUGGAUAGAGCGCUGCAGGUACUUCAGAGUAUAGAUCCUACAGAUGCAAAGCCUGAUUCACCAGAUCUUCUAGACUUAGAAGACAUCUGUCAACAGAUGGGUCCUAUGAUAGAUGAAAAACUAGAAGAGAUUGAUACGAAACAUUCAGAAUUAUCUGAAUUGAAUGUCAAAGUUCUAGAGGCCUUGGAACUCUAUAAUAAACUGAUGAAUGAAGCGCCUAUGUAUUCAGCCUAUUCAAAGGUCCAUCCUCCAACACAUUAUCCACCCACAUCAGCUGGUGUUCCAGUGCAGCCAUAUUCUGUACAACCACAUGGUGGGAACUACAUGGUUCAGGGUAUGCACCAAGUCACUCUUCCCCAAGGCUACAGUCUAGGACCUGAUCAGAUGGGCCAGCUGAGGUCCCUGCCUCAAACUAUAAAUUCUUCAGGAGCAACUCAGCCUCCUCAAGCUUCAUAUUUAAGCCCUGGACCAGAUUCUGUGGCAAACUCCGGAUACAUGAACCAGAACUCUGGCCUUCAGUCAGCUACUAAUACAGCUGCUUACACCCAGCAUAUGGGAAUGUCUGUGGAUAUGUCAGCUUAUCAGAACUCUUCAUCUAAUUUGCCGCAAGGAGCAGGCUAUCCUGUGGCACUUCCACCUCAUUCAGUUGCACAGCAACAAACAAAUUACCAUCCACAGCCUCUCCUUUGAAAAUAAACCAAGCUCAUAUUCCUAAAAGCAUUCAUAAAUGUUGGUGAUCCUCAUGAUUUAAAUAGCCUGUCAUUGGUAUACAAGUACACUUUCCCUUGAUUAAAAUAAACAACCCAAUUUGCUGCAUUAUAAAGCUAAGCGAUUAUUUCAGAGUUAAAUGUAUUUCAACUUUGACAGUUCAGAAUCGUUCUAAAGACAAGUUUGAGCUAAUGAUAUCAAAAAAAUCAUAAAUGAUUUCAAUCCCCACUUAAGUAGCCUCCAUCAGCUAAAACUUUCAAUCUCAUGGAGUAUCAUUCUCAAAUCUAAACUCAAAUAAGAGAAUCCUUUCUUUUUUUUUCUGGAAACCUGAAAGGGUGAUAUAAAAUGUAGUUAAGUUGCUUUAUCUGUUCUUUUUGUAGUCCUUUCCAUUCCAUUGUUUUAGAGAAUCUUUUCACUUCAGUAGUAUUUCUUCCAACAAACCCCAAUGGUUUAGACAAAUUAUAGUUCUGUUCGUUGCAUCAUAAGCAGUUCUGCUUUAUGAGAUGCAUUGCAUAAUAGAAUAAUUGCAUGAUAAAAAAAGUGUGAAAGGAGAGGGAGACUAUUCCUUGAUAUUAUGGCAAUGAGGACCAUGUAAAUACAACAAUAUGAAAAUUCUAGGGGUUUUUUUUUUCCCCCAAAGUUGCCAGACUUGAUUUGGUGUUCCAAGGGGGUUUUCUGUUUCCCUUACAAGGAAUUGCGGGGCGGGGGGGUGGGUGUUACUAGGGAGCUUCUCUUGCUCCUUCUCCAGAAGGGGUUGCACUCCCAGCAUCUUGUGGGUAGAGGAUGCUGCAGAGUAACAGGUGCUCUGAGGUUGCAGGUUACUUAGCUGGCAAUUUUGUGAAAUCUGCCUUUAUGUUUGUUGUUUAAAUGUGGGAGACCUGUCUCAUUCCCUUUGGUUAGAGAGAGGCUCAAUAGUGCUGUUUAUCAGGGGCCUGUGGGAGUCUGCCUUGUUUGCUCCGAAAAUGGUGGAGGUGAGCUUCAGGAGCAUAAGUUACCUUACUGGACCAGAAAACUCUCGUCUUUAGGCUUUCUUCUCACUGUCACCAUUCACUUGUCUAAAUGAAUACAUCUGAGAAUGUAUACUUAUACCACUGUGGAUCCAAAGCAAAGGUCCUUUGUUAGUUGGACUGUUUUACUCUUUGGAUAUAAGGAAUGGAUACACUCUGAAAAUAACAAGCAUGCCUUUAAAAAAGGAAUCUCCUCAUACAUGAGGACCUGUAGCAUUCAGUGGAAAAGAAACAAGAUCUGGAGACUUUUCCUGACACUUUAAUAUUUAUGGGUGGUUUUUUUUAGAGAAGAGUAAAUGAACUACAAGAGUUGGAUAAUCUUCCAAGAAUAUGGGAUUUCUUUCCUUUUAUUAUUUUAACUUCUGGAAAUUUGCACAUCACUCUCCUCCAGGUUACUUACUCUGGCUUCUUAAUAUGAUUAUAUUUAUUCAUAUUUUUAAUUUUGUUAUGAAUGGCUGACAUUUAAACUGGGAAGAAUAAUGGGUUUAAAUAAGUUUUUUGAUAAAAUACCUUGGUUAAAUGCAUGGAAAUCUGAAAGCAUGUCCAUAAAUGAGUGUUUUGAUGUACAUUGUUUUCUACCAGAUGAGACCUUGUUACAUGGUAGAUCCUCCUUGUGUUCUCCCAAAAUAAAACUCACCAUCUGUUCAGUGCCACCUCCAUUUGUCUUACUGUUACUAAAUACAUUAUUUAGUAUGAUCUUGUUCAGAUGUAGCUUCAUGUUGGAACAAUAAGGUAUUCAGUACCUGGUCAUUUGAUACUCAAGUUUGUGUAACUGGAGCUGUAGUUUUUCCUUCCCAGUGUUUUAAUUUGGCAUUAUCCUUCCAGGUGAAGCUGUUCAGUAUAAAUGUAAAGUGCUUUAAUAUGACACCUUUUUAAAAGCAUUUUGAUGAUGUAUUCCUUGUGUUCUUUUGGUGGUGGGAAGAACCAAGAAAAUUCAUUUCAAAAGCUGCUGUGUAAAAUUCUUGCUAUUUGAAAAUUUAUAUGCAAGGACUUAUUUUGAUCCAAAUAAUUUAAUCAAAUUAAACCCCCUUAACAUUUAUGUAGGUUUUUCUUGUUUGUCAUUGAAAUAUAAGGAAAGUUUUUAUUGGAUUCAGAGUCUUUGAGACAGUAUAAAUAUUGCCCAAUAUCUUAAUUUGGGAUUAAUAGAGUGGGCUCUAAAUUAGAUUAAAGUAUUUGAUUAAAUUUUGUUCUUUAUAAUAGAUGAAGUAUAAAUAGUGUAUAUACCCAUUUGUGUCUGAGAUUUUAUACACAUGCAUAUAUAUACACUUACUCCUAAAAACAAAACAGAAACCCCUGACACUUGAUAUUGCGGGAUUUGGCAUCCUAUAAUCUCUUGUAAUCCAAAUCAUAGGCAUUUCUGAAAGUUGUAGAUAGUGUAAAAUAUUUGAUUAUUAAAAUUGUGUAUUUAGAGGAUUUUGGUGUUAAUGGGAUCAGUUUUCUCUCUCCAUUCUUCCGUACCUUAUCAUAUUUAUUUUUAAGGCCUGAUUGUAACUAAAUAUGCUGCCAAAGGAACUGUUUAACUUCAGAUUUCCACAUUAGGUUUAUACCUGUUGUCUUAUAUCGGAAGUAAAUAGUAGAUAACUUCUGCUUUUUCAUAUAAAAUAGAAGUUUCUGCAACUUUUAAAAUGAGAAUUUUAUUAUUGUAUUUAACUGUUUCACGGGUGUCAAAAACAGACUGCGUAAACUUUAUUCUACUUUGAGUUGUUUGCUACCUGCUAAAAAACUUGUGUAAAAAUGUCACUUUUUCACUUGAACAAUAUGUGAAGACCUCAUUUAUCUGUAGUAUCACCACGCAGAGAAUGUUUUAAAAGAUUUUAAAAUUUCAGAUAUCUUUGAAUUGACAAGCACCUUGUCUAUUUAAUAAAUCUUUGUUUUUAGAAAUUCCAGUAUUCCAAAAUAAAAUUAGUAAUUAAUGUAAUUUUUAAAGCUUAAAACAUGUUCUGUGUUCAUUUUGUUUUGAUGAGUGGACGUCCAUGUUUGUAGCUGCUAUCUUUUGGAGUAGUACAACUCAAUGAACAGUAGUCAUUUUGAGAAGAAAGCUGGUGGUGGCUAUAAAUGCAGCUCUAUUCUCUUAUUGUAACUGUUUUCCUAUAAGAGAGCCUUUUCCCAUACUUACCGGUAUGUCUAUGCAUCUUUUCUAAGAACUACACCACAAUAUUAAAUAUGAGCAGGAUUGGUACCUAUAAAUUUAGUGAAUCUCUUUUUAGGAUAUUUUCUACACUUGCAGUAGAUAAAUUAUACAUGAAACUGAUUGCUAAAAAGAUCAAAAUAAUUUCAAAGAUUGAAUAGAUGAAGGGAAGAAGAAAUAAAAAGAGCAGAUCCUCAACUAGUGUAAAUUUUCAUAGCACCAUUGAAGUCAGUGGAGCUGUGACAACUUUCACCCUGUCUGGUGAGCUGCUCCCAUAGUGCAGUGUGAUUGAAUGCAUUCUGUGAACUCAUUUUGCAGGUUAGGCUCCAACUGCUUCUGUUUGUCUAGAUUUAAACUGAGGAGUUUAAAUGCUUAUCUAAAGUAAAAGACUAUUGGGUGGAAGGAGAAGGGGAUUGCAGUUUAUAGAAAAUACUGUCUUCAAGGAAUUUGGAGUGUUAAUAGUAGAUUUGUUCCAUUGGAGUAACCAACUGGCCUUUUGCCUACAGUAUGUUUGCAUUGCCUUUUGUGAAUAAAAUAAAUUUGUUUAACAAA
Mauremys mutica (yellowpond turtle) is the source of this 5392-nucleotide messenger RNA. It is a transcript of the gene STAM2, whose product is annotated as signal transducing adaptor molecule 2. The transcript has 14 exons. The record is from RefSeq and is a predicted model, not a curated record. The coding region runs from base 110 to 1687 and encodes 525 amino acids. Gene Ontology annotation, molecular function: ubiquitin binding; phosphatidylinositol binding. NCBI's taxonomy places the organism in Eukaryota, Metazoa, Chordata, Testudines, Geoemydidae. Gene Ontology annotation, biological process: signal transduction. Gene Ontology annotation, cellular component: endocytic vesicle.